Messenger RNA from Amphiprion ocellaris (clown anemonefish), 4843 nucleotides. RefSeq names its product solute carrier family 10 member 7 (gene slc10a7). Gene Ontology annotation, cellular component: plasma membrane. The transcript has 11 exons. The record is from RefSeq and is a predicted model, not a curated record. Lineage: Eukaryota; Metazoa; Chordata; Actinopteri; Pomacentridae. The coding region runs from base 41 to 1066 and encodes 341 amino acids.
GGAGGCCGGCGGGGAGCCCCAGAGCCCCGGCAGCUGAAACAUGGGCCUCCUGGCGAGGCUGCGGAAGGAGUGGUUCAUCAUCGGGAUCGUGCUGGUCAUCCUGUCGGCCAAACUGCAGCCGAGCGUCGGAGUCAGAGGAGGUCCAUUGAGGCCGGAGAUCACCGUGGCCUACGUGGCCGUCUCUCUGAUCUUCUUCAACAGCGGCCUGUCGCUGAAGACGGAGGAGCUGACCAGCGCUCUGCUUCAUGUCCGCCUCCACCUCUUUGUUCAGUCCUUCACACUCGUCUUCUUCCCGCUGGCCGUCUGGAUGCUGCUCAGAGUCCUUGAACUCACCGCCAUCGACCAGUGGCUGCUCAGAGGGUUACAGACGGUGAGCUGUAUGCCUCCUCCGGUUUCCUCUGCUGUGAUUCUCACCAAGGCUGUCGGAGGCAACGAGGCUGCGGCCAUCUUCAACUCGGCGUUCGGCAGCUUCCUGGGGAUCGUAGUGACUCCAGUGCUGCUGCUGCUGUUCCUGGGUUCGUCCUCCUCGGUUCCGUUCUCCUCCAUCUUCUCCCAGCUCUUCAUGACCGUGGUGGUUCCUCUGGUUCUGGGUCAGGUGUGCCGUGGGUUCCUCAGGGAGCUCCUGGAGCGACGGAAGCCUCCGUUCGGCGCCGUCAGCAGCUGCGUCCUGCUCAUGAUCAUCUACACGACCUUCUGCGACACCUUCAGCAACCCCAACAUCGAGCUGGACCCCACCAGCCUGCUGCUGGUCAUCCUCAUCAUUUUCUCCAUUCAGAUCAGCUUCAUGCUGCUCACCUUUGCCUUUUCUACCAGGUCGGGUUCUGGGUUCAGUCCGGCCGAUACCGUUGCCAUCAUGUUCUGUUCAACACACAAGUCGCUCACUCUGGGAAUCCCGAUGCUGAAGAUUGUGUUUGAAGGCUACGAGCAUCUGUCUCUGAUCUCCGUUCCUCUGCUCAUCUACCAUCCAGCUCAGAUCCUGCUGGGAUCCAUCCUGGUGCCGAGUAUCAGAGGAUGGAUGACCAGCAGACACAAGGCGGUGAAGCUGUCAGCUCUUCAGCCCGUCUGACAUUGAAGAAUCGAAGCUUUGACGUUGCUGUGAAACCUUUCGGACUGUGGCGGAGGGAUACGUUAGUGCCUUAUUACAACCAAUCAACACAGACCUCAGCGCAGUGGAGGGGACGAAGCUCGCCUCCAUAUUUCUGCGCUAAAGAAAAACUCGUAUAUCCACAUUUUAUAUUUGAAAGAAGCACAUAUUUUAUUUUUAUAUGGAAUAAUCCACGAAUUCCUACAAAAUGAGGAUGGCUGUGUUUUUCUGUUUGGGUUUGAGAAUCUGUUACUGGGAGUUCUGGGACCAUCGUCUUAUUUUUCUACUCUCAGCUCACUGUUACUGCCAGAAAAUGAUGUUUGUUACCUUAUCGUGUGUUACUCGCUGUAUUGUCUGACAUUAAUAUACAGUAUAAUAAGAGCUGUUUGGGUUUGUGACCUCCUGAAAUAACUCAUGUGUCUGUAGAAAGAGUCCUGUGGUGAGGAGACGGUGAACUGAUGCUCUGUCCGACAUGUCAACAGCAUGAAGGUGGAGGUAGGAAGUCUGAUCUAACCAAGUCUCUGGUCCAGAAGGACUUUUUUUUUUUUAACUUGGACCAAGAAGGAGUGCAGAAAAAGCAAAUCUUCAGUGAAAUCAGGCUCUAAAUGUACGUUAAUAUGCAGACAAUACUCUAUUAUACAUAGCUAACAUGUUCCACAAACCAAAGUCCAGGUUAAAGAUGUUCAGAGUUUACAGAAAAAACUGAUCUGUUAGAACCAGCUGGAACCAGAUUACCGUAUUCAGACACGGGACAGUGAAUGCAUCAUCAUCAGAACCAAAUGUGCAUCUCUAUGUAGACGAUACUCUGUCCUCAGUAAGUUGUGAAAUCUCUUUGUUCCGCCAAUCAAAAUCUGGUUUAAAGACAUGGAUGUUCUGAUUUUACAGAAAAAAUCUGAUCUAUGGGAACCAGCUGGAACCAGAUUACCGUAUUGAGAGGCAGGACAGUGAAUGCAUCAUCAUCAGAACCAAAUGUACAACUCUAUGUAGACGAUACUCUGUUCUCAGUAAGUUAUGAAGUUUCUUUGUUUCACCAACCAAAGUCCGGUUUCAAGAUGUGGACGUUCUGUAAACAUGAUCUGACUGGAUUUCACAGAAACAAUUUGAUCUGCUGGAACCCUUUUGAAGUUGUGCAACCAGAUUACCGUAUUCAGAAGCCUGAAAAUGAAUGCAUCCUCACUAGAACCCAUCAGAUGUGGAGCUGCAUUGGACUGUUAUUAUCCCGACCAGAAGCACAGUGUUUCCUCUACGGACCAAACUGACAUUAAUAAGGGCAGGACUUUGCUCAGGGGCACCCAGGCAGCAACUCUGUAUGUUGUUUCUUCUUUCACUACCAGCCUUAUAUUCUCUGGUGUUUCUGAUUCUGGGCGCCUUCAUUGACAGUUAGAGGACUCUGGUAGUCGACUCAGCUGAUUGUGUUUCAGUUGUAGCAGGAGAUGACCUUAGUUCGGACAGAUUCCUGAACAACCACUGCUAGUUGUAGCGCUGCUGGCUGAAUUAGUUAAGAUGAAGUCCAACCUGUGAACCACCUGGUUACUCAGGCGGGUUAAUUAGUUUGUUGACCUGCUCUCAACGUACUUUGGUUGCCCUCCAGCAUUAAUCCAUUACUUUAUGUGUCAGGAGGAACAGAUUACCUGUAACACCCUCGUGUGUUUACAGCUUUGGACUGGUCCAACCUGAUGGAGGCUGUUAGGUCUGAUUUAUUUAACGUUUACUGAGCGUUUACUGGUGUCGACUCCAAACUAACUCAGACAGACGGUUUAUGACAACUCAACAAACAACAUGACCAUUUUUCAUUUGCUUCAAACUUUCUUUUCAUCAUUAACUCUGGAUAUUUACAAUUCUACUAUUUCAUUUAGCUUUUAUCCCAAGCAACGUACAUCUGAGAGUAGAAGUACUAUUUAAAAUGGUGUCUGUGAAAAAACAUGCCCAUUUAAAAACAAACAACAGUAUUUUCUUAGAUAUAUUUGUAGAACUAUUUUAAAUAUCUACUAAUAUUUUAGUUUUUGUGGCACAGCUUGUUAAACUUCCUCAAUCAGUUAUAAAAGUUCAACAAAAUACCUCAAGUAUUUCACAUUACAAGUAUUCUAUAUGUUUAGUUUUAUAUUAUGCAGUUACAUGUGGUUCAAAAAAUAUCAUGAGUUGACUUCUGUGUUAUCAAGAUGACUUCAUUUUUUUAAUAUUCCGAGACUAUUUGAUCUAUUUGUCCAAUAUUACAGAUUCUAACUCAAUGUUACGAUAAGAAAUAACAAAGAAAAUUUCAUGUUUUUAUCUUUAAAAGUUCCUCAGAUGUUGUUCAAACAGCCUCAAUUUCAAUGUGUGAAAAAAACCUGUUAAAAAUCAGCUGAUAGAUAUUUCUUUUUUUUAAACAAUCGUCUCUAAAAGUGCUUGAUAUAUCAAUCUACAAUUUCCCAAUUAUCUUUAUAAAUAUCCAGAGUUAAUGUCAACAAGUGAAUCAGUGUUUCCCAAAGUCCAACAUGAUAAAUGUCUUGUUUUGUUAAAGUUAUUCAGAAGUCUGACUCACUCUCUGAGGACAUUUUAAACUCUGGAGUUUGAUAAUUGCACUUUUUUAAAAUUGAUUUCAGCCGCAGUGGAAACACGUUGUGACUAAGUUGCUGUGGUGAACUGCUUAGCAGACAGUGCAUUGUUUUAACACUCAAGUCCAAUAUUCACUCUUUUAGCUCAUAUUUUGGUCUCCACCUCCUUCCAACAUCAUUCACUGUUUGCAUUCUAACCAAGUCUGUGGUCCAUAAGGGCAUUUUUAACUUGGACCAAUAAGGACUGCAGAAAACUCAAGUCUUCAGUGACAUCAGGUUCUAAAUGUACGUCUAUAUGCAGAUGAUACUCUAUUAUACAUAGCUAACAUGUUCCACAAACCAAAGUCCAGUUUAAAGACGAUGUUCUGAUCUUACUAGAAAAAUCUGAUCUGUGGGAACCAGCUGGAACCAGAUUACCGUAUUCAGAAGCAGGACAGUGAAUGCAUCAUCAUCAGAACCAAAUGUAUAUCUCUAUGUAGACGAUACUCUGUUCUCAGUAAGUUAGGAAGUUUCUUUGUUCUGCCAACCAAAGUCCGGUUUAAAGACAUGGAUGUCUUUCCCUCCUGAGGGAAAUAUUGGCUCUUUAGCUGCUAAAUACUCCACUAUGCUCAACAGCUUAUUGGAUAUAUGCACUAAUUAAAUUUUAUAUAUAUCAAUAAAACAAAUAUUUACACACUGUUUUCAUAAAAGUAGCAUUAAAAAACAAACUAAAAGCGGCAUCUUGAUCUCAAAUUCAAACAUGUAAAGUUGCAGAAACAUCAGUUUAACUUGACUGUUAACACACUUUUGGAGGCACUGAAUCAACAUUUAGUGUUUUACUUACUUUACUGUUACCCAGACUUGCCAUUACCAUGAUACUUCUUAACUUGCUCGUCCUGCCAGGUGCAAAUAUUCAGCUUUACGAACAUUAUUCUUCAACAACUUGUAACUGAACUUUGUCACCGUGUCUGAUCGAUGAGUGAAGGUUUAUCUCCGAGCUUCACAGAAACAAACCUCAUCAGAUUGUUCACCUUUCUGACUUCCUGAGUCUGUUACUGUGGAAUGUUUUGGAGCCUUUACAGCUUAUAUGUCUUUAUAUUGGUCGUCCAGGUAACGGUCGAGUUUACAGUCUUGACCUGUUUACAGUGUGAUUGUUUUACCUGAACUUUCUGUUGGGAACAAAGGCAGCGUGUCGAUGUGUGGGUCUGUUCUUGUGCUUGCUGAUUAAAAAAUACGAGGAAAUGAA